AUGAGCGCGCCGCCUCCGCCUCCGCCGCAUGGCGAGGGGCCCAAGUCGUCGGGUUUGCCGCCCGGCAACUACGACAUAUUCGUGAUUCCCCAGCACUCGUCUGGCUCCGGCUUUCUUUACCUGCCAUCGCUGCAGCCAAAUGUCAACAGCUUCGUGGCUGGCUUCGCCUCGGCGCUGAUAUUCGUUGCCUUGUUCCAGUCCGUGGGACCAGCCCUGAAGAUGUGGCUCAAUGGCGCUGGCCUGGGAGGAACGGGCAUGACCACGCUGCUGUUGGGGGUUGCCAUAGGUGCCUGGGCCCUGGGACGGAUGCAGACCGGUGGACCGGUGCCUGUGGCGAGUUCGGACGGUAAUAGACGCGGAUCCGGCCCGGGGGGCUUCGGCAAUGGACAUGGGCCUCACGGCGCAAACGGCGGACACGGUAGCUUCAGAGGCCCCAACACAGGAGGGCGCCCUGACACCGACGGGGCUCCGCCGCCGCCGCCGCCUCACAGUCAUUCCACCAACGGCGCGCCUCCUCCUCCGCGGCAUGAUAGGUCUCAGGGUUCCUGGAGGAAUGCGAAUGCGGAGGCCCAACCCGAAGAGGCGCCUCGGCCGCCGAAACACGAAAGUGAGCCAGCCUCCUCUCCGUCCCAGCGCUCGUCAUAUCAAAAGGACGCGCCACCUCCGAACCCCAAGUCACCGGUAGACACAGAGAAGCAGCGGCCACGCCAGCCUCCGCCGCCAUCGGAGGAAAAGCCGUCUGUCCCUGAGCCGGAGAAACCGAAGAAGAAGAAGAAGAAGGUACAGCCGCCAGAAGAGACGAGGCCGGCCCCGGAGCCGGACAAGUCCCCUUUAAGCGCUGAGCAGAGGCGGUUUGGCUUCGAGAAGAUGGCGCCAGUGCUCGAGAAGAACCCUCCAGAGCUUGACAAGAAACGGCCAUCUUCCCCGGAAAAAAAGCACCCGGUUGCUCCAGCAGACACAAAGAUACCUCUUUCGCAUGAAAGGAAGAAGAGCGUGCCUGAGAUGGGAAAGAUGGCGGACUUGGAAAGGAGAUCGUCUCUAAGUCCGGAGAAGACGGCAUCGCCGAAGCCAGCAUCCAAACUACCUCGUAUGCCAGACUUGGCACCAAUCCCUCCCUUUCGGCCAGAUCCUCGUCCAGAGAAGCAGCAGCAAACACCUCCCAAGCCAGAUCCUCCAGCACCUAUCGAAACUCGUCAUAAACCGCCGACGCCGCCGCCGCCGCCAACCGAACCCGAACCCGAGAAGAACCUGUCUCCUCCUCCUCCGGAGAUGAAGAAGGCCGAUACGCCAAAGGGAACAUGGGAGAAGGCGCGCGAAGAAAUGCGAAAGAAGGAAGAGGAGAGGAGGCUGAAAGAGGCAGAGCAGAAGCGCCGCGAAACGGCAGCAAAGAAGCUCCUUGAACUGCGAGCCAAGGAGGCAAAGGAGCGACAGGAACGUGAGAAGGAGAAGCAGCAAAGGGAGGCGGAACAGAAAGCAAGGGAAGAGGCGGAGAGGGUUGAGGCGGAGAGGAGGCGCCAACAGGAAGAGUUGGAACUGGCCAGACAGCGGGAGAGGGAGGCCAAAGAAAGAGAAGCAAUAGAGAGGGAAGCCAAGUUGAGGGAGGCUAGAGAACGAGAGGCGAGGGAAAGGGAAAGGCGAGAAAGGGAAGUUAGAGAAAGGGAGGAGAAACGAAGGAAAGAGGCUGAAGCCAAGGCAGCCGCCGAAGCCCGAGCUGCAGCUGAGGCCAAGGCAGCUGCUGAGGCCAAAGCCGCGAUGGAGGCCAAGAUUAUUGCGGAUGCCAGAGCCGCCGUCCAAGCUAGAGCCGAGGCCGAGGCGAAGGCUGCCGCAGAAGCCAAGGCGGCUGCCGAGGCCAAGGCGGCCGACUUUCGAUCGAGCCGAGUCGGCAGCACAUAUGCGUACUCCAGCGUUGGCGAGAAGAUAAGCAUGUGGCCAAACGGCCGGCCUCCUGUCCCUCCGUCUCCUUCGACAUCCUCCCCUUCCGUGGUCUCGUCGGCAGCCUCCAAGGUGUCCGAACGGAGUGACCGGAGUGACCGAACAGAGCGAACAGAAAGAUCGGAGAGACACGAACGAUUCGACAGGGGAGAGAGCCCUACCAAACGAGCACCUCCGCCCGCCGCCCCAUCCGAGGCCCCCUCGUCUGCCUCUAGAAUAUCAGACAACUCGGCGAGACGAUCAGUUCCUCCCCCUCCCCCUCCAAAGUCGUUUGUCAGUAGCAACAGCAGCUAUGUGGAAUCGGACACGUACUCUUACAGGCCCUACGACCAACCGAGCAAACCACAGCACCAGCACCAGCACCAGCACCAGCACCCGCACCAGCACCCGCACCAGCACCCGCACCAGCACCCGCACCAGCACCCGCACCAGCACCCGCAGCCGCCGCCACCUCCGCCAUACGACCACCAGUCGUCGCCUAACAAGCCGAGACAUAGGAAGUCGACGUCUUCUCUCACAGGCUCUGACGCAUCGUGGGCAGCCUCGCAGACAACAGCACGAACCACCCCGCCGCCCUCGAUACGGUCUCACUACACGACUGAUGAUCCUGACAAGAUUGUGAUCCAGUCCGUUUACCUCUUCAUGAACCAGUUCACCAAGACGCCGGCCAGUCAGCUCAUAUCAGGAGUUGGCACGGUGACGGAUGGACUGAUUCUUCGAAUCACCACGGAGGGACUCUUCAUCGACGACGACGUCCGCGGCGUGCCCCAGCGCGAGUGGGACGUCAAGGCCUGGACGCUCAAGCUUGUCGAGGUGUGGUGCCUGCCGCAUUGUCUGACUGCUCCGCCACCACCAGCUGGAUCUGCAACCGGCAAAAGCUCUGGCUUCCUUCACAAAAUGGCCGGCAGAAGUCGCCAGUCGGAUCGGGACGGCCCCAACGCCUUUACGGGCGAUGAGGCUGACCUGUACCUGGCGGAGAUGCUCCAUGCGUGCAGAGAGUGCUGCCGGCAUGGCAUGUGCGAUCGCACGUUCAAGAACCUCAACAUCCCAUCAACGGCCGGGCAGACUGGUGAAUGGAAGUCCAAGGGCCUGCAUGUCCUCCGGGCGACGGUGCGCGACCAAGAAGGCAAGCGGUACCUCUUUAUUGUGGAGGAAACCGAGGGCUGGAAGCUCGCGGUCGGACUGCAGCGGCUGAGGCGCGGAACCCAAGUGCGACAGUUGGGCGUGGCUAGUUUGCCGCCCGCUGAAGCUCGCGGCACGUUGGAGAUGCUGGGCUGGGUUGCGUGA
Molecule: messenger RNA, 3219 nt
Organism: Trichoderma citrinoviride
Lineage: Eukaryota; Fungi; Ascomycota; Sordariomycetes; Hypocreales; Hypocreaceae
Exons: 1
Coding region: 1-3219 (1072 amino acids)
Source: RefSeq, a predicted model, not a curated record